UUCGAUUCUCGUUGAGAGAGAGAGAGAGAGAGAGAGAGAAAUGGACGCCCUUGACUCCGUCGUAGAUCCUUUGAGAGACUUCGCCAAGGACAGCGUCCGUCUCGUCAAGCGCUGCCACAAGCCCGAUCGGAAAGAGUUCACGAAGGUGGCGUUCCGUACAGCGAUCGGUUUCGUAGUGAUGGGAUUCGUUGGAUUCUUCGUUAAGCUGAUCUUCAUUCCUAUUAACAACAUUAUCGUUGGCUCCGCUUAGGUUGUAGAAAUUGCUGGAGGAUGUGACCAUUUGAUUGGUUGCAGCAGCUUCUCAUCAAAGAGGAAUGUUACAAUACAGUUCAUAGUCGUCCCAUUUUAAAUGCAUUAUUAGGUUGAACUAGUAGCCUUGAAUCUGAACUCUUUUGUAAUUUCUUUGUAAUAGAUUCUGGUUAAUUUUACCUUGAUUUGUAUUUUUUUUA
This is a messenger RNA of Durio zibethinus, 449 nucleotides long. RefSeq names its product protein transport protein Sec61 subunit gamma-1. Gene Ontology annotation, biological process: intracellular protein transport; protein targeting. Lineage: Eukaryota; Viridiplantae; Streptophyta; Magnoliopsida; Malvales; Malvaceae. The record is from RefSeq and is a predicted model, not a curated record. Gene Ontology annotation, molecular function: transmembrane protein transporter activity. Gene Ontology annotation, cellular component: membrane.